Eupeodes corollae is the source of this 929-nucleotide messenger RNA. RefSeq names its product circadian clock-controlled protein daywake-like. The transcript has 4 exons. NCBI's taxonomy places the organism in Eukaryota, Metazoa, Arthropoda, Insecta, Diptera, Syrphidae. Bases 82 to 843 code for a protein of 253 amino acids. The record is from RefSeq and is a predicted model, not a curated record.
CGAAUAGUUCUGACUUCAGUGGAGAUUAGCCUGCGGAAUAAACUCAUUCUCCGGAUAUACUUAUUAUUUUUUAAUAACGCUAUGUCAAGCCUUGCCCCAGUAGUCGUGAUAAUUUUCUUACUUUGUAUCUCAUUACAAUACUCGGAAUCAUUUGAGUUUCCGAGUAAUUUUGAGCUUUGUCAUCGAAGCGACAAUGAGUGCAUUGUGAAAAAUGCAAAUAAAAUUAUUCACGAAUAUCCUCACGGAUAUCCUGAAAUAUUUCUGCCCGACUUUGAGCCAAUGCGAUUGGAGAAACUAGAAAUAAAAGGCAAUCCGGAUAGCCCAAUCAACUUUAACCUCCUAAUGACGGACAUAGAGAUGCAUGGCUAUUCAAAUGGAACCUUUACAAAGUUUACUGGUUUCGACAAGGACCCACAUAAGGUUAAAAUAGAGACUGAAUCCACAAAUCCUCGACUUAUAAUCCGUUCAAAGUACAAGGUGUCUGGGAAGUUAUUGGUGGUUCCUAUAACUGGCGAAGGGGACAGCACCAUGACCAUAACAGGACUUAAAAUCAAAACUCGAUCGAAGCCUACAUUUGAGAUGAGAGAUGGAAAGACGUAUCUCAAAUUUUCGGCUUAUAAGUUACAAGUGGAACCAGAAAAAAUUCAUAUCGAUAUGACGAACUUAUUUAACGGUGACAAUGUUCUUAGUGAAAAUAUGUUAAAUAUUAUGAAUGAAAACUGGAAGUUGCUGUGGGAUGAGAUGUCUCCGAAGUUUAACGAAGCCAUAAUAGCUGCAAACUUAAAGGUUUUGAACACCAUGCAUGCUAAAAUACCUUACGAAGAUAUGUUUUUGCCCGAUUAAAUAUAAGUUGAGUGUAAGUUUGUUAUCGAAAUGAAUAUCAUAAAUAAAUGUUCUUUUUUUCUCAAUAAAAGAAAAUAACUGUCAAA